AUGGACUGCGGCGGCGCGCGCGAGCCUCCGCUGCGCCCUGCGCCAGCGCGCCCGCGCCGGGAGCCUGCUGCUGUCCGAGGCACGGUGCGCGCCGCCACGUGGCAUCUGCUCACAGGCGCCAAGAGGAUGCACGAGCGCCGCAUCAUCCACCGGGACAUCAAGCCCUCCAACAUUCUUGUCGACGACGAUCGCGGCGCCCGGGCGCCGUCAACAUCUGCGACUUCGGGCACGCCAUGUCCACGGACGAGCCGCCGCCGUACGAGCCAGCCGGCGCGCUGUGUUACACGGCGUCCCGAGAUGCUGCUGGGAAGCCUGUCGCCUGACUACGACGAGCGCGUCGACACCUGGUCGCUUGGUUGCGUCAUGGCGGACCUCAUCAAGGGUGGAACCCGUUCCAGGGGCUCGACGAGGAUGGCCAGCUCUGCGCGAUCUUCGACGUACUCGGCGUGCCAGACGUACGGUUGGUAA
Messenger RNA from Setaria italica (foxtail millet), 468 nucleotides. Its product is annotated as cell division control protein 2 homolog 3. The transcript has a single exon. Gene Ontology annotation, cellular component: nucleus. The record is from RefSeq and is a predicted model, not a curated record. Gene Ontology annotation, molecular function: cyclin-dependent protein serine/threonine kinase activity; ATP binding. NCBI's taxonomy places the organism in Eukaryota, Viridiplantae, Streptophyta, Magnoliopsida, Poales, Poaceae. The coding region runs from base 1 to 468 and encodes 155 amino acids. Gene Ontology annotation, biological process: protein phosphorylation; regulation of mitotic cell cycle.